AAGAACCAGAGCAUCUGGAAAUAAAACAUGAGCAAGAAGAAUUAGAACAUCUGGAGAUAAAACAUGAGCAAGAAGAACCAGAGCAUCUGGAGAUAAAACAUGAGCAAGAAGAACCAGAGCAUCUGCAGAUAAAACUGUUCAAAGUGGAAGAGAAUCAACCCUUCUCCAGUCAGGAUGAAGAGCAGCUUGUGCUGAAACAGGAGACUGGAGACAUUUUGGUGACUCCUUCCAAUGUGCAAAGAAACAGCAAUAAAACAGAACCAAACAGGAACCAAAAAAUGUUAAAGAAAAGUGACCAAGACCAAAAUUUAUUUGCCUGUAAAAUUUGUGAUAAGACUUUUUCCGUUAACAAUAACCUGACUAAACACAUGAGAAGUCACUCAGGGAAGAAGUCUUAUUCAUGUAAAACCUCAAAAAGUUUAGAUCUUGACUUUACAACUCAUAAGGGAAAGACACUUUCCUCCUGUGUUGUUUGUGGAAGAAGUUUCAGGAACAAAAGUAAUUUAAGUAAUCAUAUGAGAGUUCACAAACCUCAGAAGACUUUCCCAUGUCCAAACUGUCAAAAAUCGUUUAACCAAAAAAGUAAUUUAACUACUCACAUGAGGAUUCACACAGGCAAGAAACCUUUCUCUUGUGAGACCUGUGGAAAGAAAUUCAAAAACAAAGCUCAUUUAAUUUCUCACAUGAGAAUUCACACUGGUGAAAAGCCUUUCACAUGUUUGACUUGUGGAAAAAGUUUCACUCAAAUAGGUCAUUUAGGUAGUCAUAUGAAAAGUCACACAGGUGAAAAGCCUUUCACCUGUGUGACAUGUGGAAAACAAUUUAGGGAAAAAAGGGGUUUGAUUUCUCACAUGAGAAGUCACACAGGCGAAAAACCUUUCUCAUGUGGGACUUGCCGAAAACAUUUCUUCACAAAAGAUGGUUUAACAUGCCACCAGAGAAUUCACAAAGGUGAGAAGCCUUUCUCAUGCAAGAGCUGUGAAAAAACAUUCACUAGUAAAAGUUGUUUAGCUUCUCACAUGAGAACUCAUACUGAUGAAAAGCCUUACUCAUGUGGGACCUGUGGAAAAAGCUUAAAGAGCAGAUCUCAUUUUAACUAUCACGUGAAGACUCACACUGGUGAGAAACCUUUCACAUGUUGUACUUGUGGAAAACAUUUCAUUCAAAAAAGUCAUUUGGCUAUUCAUAUGACAGAUCACACAGGCGAGAAGCUUUUCCCAUGUAGGAUCUGUGGAAAAGGUUUUACUAUAAAAAGUUGUUUAACUAUUCACAUGAGAACACACACAGGUGAGAAGCCUUUCACAUGUGGGACCUGUGGAAAAUGUUUUUCUACAAAAGAUGGUUUAAACUCUCACAUGAGGAUCCACACAGGUGAGAAACCAUUCUCAUGCAAGUGCUGUGAAAAAAAUUUUACCAAUAAAACCAAUUUAACUUUUCACAUGAGAAGUCACACAGGUGAGAAGCCUUUUUCAUGUACGACAUGUGGAAAAAGUUUUAGGGUCAGAAGUUCUUUAACUAUUCACAUGAGGACUCACACCGGUGAGAAGCCUUUCUUAUGUGUGACUUGUGGAAAGAGUUUUAGUGCAAGAAAUUGUUUAACUAUUCACAUGAGAACUCAUACAGGUGAGAGGCCUUUCUUAUGUGUGACAUGUGGAAAGAGUUUUAGGGAAAAAGGGGCUUUAAAGUCUCAUAUAAAAAUUCAUACAGGUGAGAAGCCUUUCUCAUGUGAGAUCUGUGGAAAAUGUUUCGCCUAUAGAAAGAGUUUACCUGUUCACAUGAGAACCCACUCUGGUGAGAUGGCAUAAUGUGGAACUGAAGUGCCAAGUUGCUCUGUAAUGUACCUUUUAUUCUGAAAUUACAACUGGAUCACAUUUUAAAGGGGCAGUAUUACGUAAAAGAGCACCCCUCUCCUACUACUUCCCACUUGGCUCCUUCAGACUAGCCAGCAGCUGUUAGCAAACGCCUAGUGGAACCGGAAACCUGUUGAGCUCAUAUGAGCUACUUCUUGGUACAACACUGGUAAAAAUGUUGUUGAAGGUUUUAUAGUGGGACGAUGUUAUGAUGCCUUUCUGAAAGGCAGUAGUUCAGAAAUAGCAAGAGUUGCAACAAAACACUCUACAAACCAUUUUUACAGUGAAACACUUUACUGUAACUGUUUUUUUUUAUUAUUCAUUCAUACCGCUUCCUGCACCCCCCUGCAAUGGCACUGUGUCCCCCACAGGGGCUGCGCCCCACAGUCUGGGAACCACGGUGUUAAGAAAAGAUUUCAAAUAUUUUAAGUUGAAAUAAUGAAAAUUUUCUGAUGUCACAUUUCUAAAGGUAUUUAAGUGAAAACUAAUCAAAAGAAUGAUGGAUCUAAAUGAUUUUAUUUUUUAUCUUUUUAUCUUUUUUAAAGUCUCUGUUUUUAAUGAUUUUUUUGGAUCUACAUUGGUUUUUUUUCCAGUUAUCAUGGGGGUGACCGUAUCGAUUGAUAUAUCACAAAAAUAAUUAGAUUUUGAUUAAAAACUAAAUAUUUGACAUUGCUUUCAUUCUAUUUUUCAUUUUGAAAUUCUGCUGAUUAUGCUGGGUUUCCUUCUAAACUUUUUAAACUAUUUAUAAUAAUUAACUGAACUCACCGUACUUUGUCAUAACUGGAAUCAAUUGAAAUGUUUGUGUGAUUAAACUGAAAUGAUCUUUUGGUAAAGUUCCUUGAGAUGACAUUUGCUGUGAAUUUGUGUCAUAUAAAUAGAACUGAAUUACUUACUUUUUUUUAAUAAUAUCUUCAUAUAAUUCUUCUAAAAAGUACUCUAAAUUGUAUGUUUGUUUUUGACACAGUUUUGUUUGAAAAGGUUUUUAUUUUUUAACAUGUUAGAAAAUGUAUUGAUGUAAAUUCAAUUUGUGAUUCAAAAAUUGAAGUGAAAAACAUUAUAUUUGUAAUUCUCAUGAAAUAAACUCA
Molecule: messenger RNA, 2935 nt
Organism: Poeciliopsis prolifica (blackstripe livebearer)
Lineage: Eukaryota; Metazoa; Chordata; Actinopteri; Cyprinodontiformes; Poeciliidae
Product: gastrula zinc finger protein XlCGF57.1-like
Exons: 1
Coding region: 279-1805 (508 amino acids)
Source: RefSeq, a predicted model, not a curated record